AUGGGGCAGGAGAAUCCUUUGCUAAGAACCCAUCAACAGUCAAUUCUGGCUGCCUCGGUGGUGAAAGCUAACCAUGAUGCCCGGAUCCGGGUCCCUUCAGCCUCAUCGGAAAAGGGAACAGCCGCCGGACUUCUGGGACUCCUCUCUGGGGUGCCUCUGGUCCACCAAGGUGCUUCUGGGAGUGGAGAUGAGGUGCUGAUCCAAGGCCGACCUAGGGCUCGGAGCGCAGGGAAUGCCAGAAAGAAAGAUGCAUCCAACAAAGGCAAGAAGGGACAUGAGCCUUCUGAGGCCGAAGACCUCAUCCCACCACCUCCUCGGAAGCCCUCCUUCCCGUUCCAGUGGGCCUGGGAGAGCUUCUUGGUGGAUGGCCGGAGCCUGCCCCUGCCCUCUCCCAACUCUUCCCAGCAGACCCUGCUGCCCAGGAGGGCCCAGGCCUCGGCCCUGCCACCCACCAAGGCCCGCCGGAAGUCCCGGUGGAAGGCUGUGCCCCCAUCUGCCCAGCCGGCCAACUUCCCACUGUAUUGGAAAGUGGAGGCCCGAUGUCAGGACAUAAAAAAGCAGCUGAAAACGUGGGUCCCGCCUGAGCCAGGCAGCCAAGAGAGCCGGGAUUGUCAGGAUGGCCAGGAGCAAGCAGGGCAAGCAGACCCAGAUGGGGGGGAGGAGGAGGGGUCUGCGGGCAGGAGGGAUCAAGGCCUCUGGCCCUCCUUUCUGUCUGCUGAGAAAAGGAGCAGAGACGAGGACAGAGGGCAGCUUAGGAAGUGGAAGGCCCUUCACCUGGCUGGCUUUACCCUCCUCAGAGGAUUCCAGAGGAAGCCGGCAAAGGCGAAGGAUCCGGAGAAACUCUUGGACAUGGAGAUUCUGCAGAAACAUCUACAGGAAGAUGCCAAGGAACUGGGGCUCUACUCCUCCCAGUGGCCCACCCAGGACACCAGCCAUCCUCAAGGUGAGAAGCUCCAGGCCUGGGGGGACGUUAAGCCCUUCCUGCUGACCAGUGGUACCACCAGAACCUUCCAAAAGCGACGUGAAGCCACCAGGACCUUGAUGCUAGACUGGGAGCGGCACAAGCAGGAGGAACAAGUCAGGGCAGAGCAGCGCCGAGCUCAGGAGCAGCGGGUCCAGAAGCAGGUGGCUCGGUGCCUGGCAGCUUAUGGACCGUCCAGGUCCAAGGGUUCUGGGGCAUCCCAUCGAAAGCUUGACGAGCUCAGGCGGCAGGAGAAGCAGCGUUUGGCAGAGUACCAGGCUGAACUUGCGGGCAUCCGUCACAGGGUGCAGAGCCGCCCCUUCCUCUUCCAGCAGGCCAUGCAAGCCAAUGCCCGGCUCUCAGUGAACAGACGCUUCUCCCAGGUGCUGUCGGCCCUGGGUCUGGACGAGGAGCAGGUAUUGGCUGAAGCGUUGAAGGAUGAGAUAGAGGAAAUCCCCUCAAAGCACAGGUCCUCGAAGACCAGGAGGUUGGCCAGGAUCCGGGAGGAGCAGCCUUUGUGGGGCACUGAGUGA
This is a messenger RNA of Dromiciops gliroides (monito del monte), 1494 nucleotides long. It is a transcript of the gene TSGA10IP, whose product is annotated as testis specific 10 interacting protein. The record is from RefSeq and is a predicted model, not a curated record. Gene Ontology annotation, biological process: cilium organization. Lineage: Eukaryota; Metazoa; Chordata; Mammalia; Microbiotheria; Microbiotheriidae. Bases 1 to 1494 code for a protein of 497 amino acids. Gene Ontology annotation, cellular component: cilium; ciliary basal body; photoreceptor connecting cilium. The transcript has 9 exons.